Messenger RNA from Trifolium pratense (red clover), 1436 nucleotides. RefSeq names its product NADPH-dependent aldo-keto reductase, chloroplastic-like. The transcript is spliced from 7 exons. NCBI's taxonomy places the organism in Eukaryota, Viridiplantae, Streptophyta, Magnoliopsida, Fabales, Fabaceae. The record is from RefSeq and is a predicted model, not a curated record. Gene Ontology annotation, cellular component: cytosol. The coding region runs from base 140 to 1105 and encodes 321 amino acids. Gene Ontology annotation, molecular function: aldose reductase (NADPH) activity.
AAUUAAGAAACUCCCGCCCGCAUAAACCCACACCACCCCACGGCCCACGCAAUCUCUUAUAUAUUCUCACUGUCACUUCUUGUGAAUCCUAAUUCUCCGCCGAAGAACCAUUUCUCAACUUAGGUUUCAAGUUUCAACAAUGUCGAACGAUAUUCGAUUCUUUCAUCUCAACACCGGCGCCAAAAUCCCUUCCGUCGGCUUAGGAACUUGGCAGUCCGAUCCUGGCCUCGUCGGUCAAGCCGUCGCUUCCGCCAUCAAGGCUGGUUACCGUCACAUUGAUUGUGCUCAAAUCUAUGGCAAUGAGAAAGAGAUUGGUUCUGUGUUGAAGAAACUGUUUGAUGAUGGUGUAGUUAAGCGUGAAGAUUUGUGGAUUACCUCUAAACUCUGGAACACUGAUCAUGCCCCAGAAGAUGUUCCGCUAGCAUUGGACAGGACUUUGACUGACUUACAGCUUGAUUAUGUAGAUUUGUAUCUUAUCCACUGGCCUGCUCCAAUGAAGAAAGGAUCGAAGGGCUUCGCGGCUGAAAAUCUUGAGCAACCAAACUUAACCGGUACAUGGAGGGCAAUGGAAUCACUCUAUGAUUCUGGCAAAGCACGGGCUAUAGGAGUAAGCAAUUUCUCCUCCAAGAAGUUGGGGGAUUUGCUUGAGGUUGCUCGUGUUCCUCCUGCUGUCAAUCAAGUGGAAUGUCAUCCUUCGUGGAGGCAGGACAAGCUGCGUGAUUUAUGCAAAUCCAAAGGUGUCCAUCUCUCUGGAUAUUCACCUUUGGGUUCUCCUGGAACAACCUGGCUUAAAAGUGAUGUCCUUAAGCAUCCAGAUCUAAAUAUGAUUGCUGAGAAACUAGGCAAGACUCCCGCACAGGUAGCUCUUCGCUGGGGAUUGCAAAUGGGUCAUAGUGUUCUUCCCAAGAGUACACAUGAAACAAGGAUAAAAGAAAACUUCGAUGUAUUUGAUUGGUCUAUACCUGAAGACUUGUUGGAUAAAUUUUCUGAGAUUGAACAGGCAAGAUUACUCCGGGGUGCCACAUUUUGUCAUGAAUCGUAUGGUGGCUAUAGAACUGUUGAAGAACUUUGGGAUGGUGAAAUAAAUGAGUUGUUAGAUUGUUGAUUUCAUGAAAUUUUGUUAAAUGCUUGGUUUGAGACUUUCUCUCUAUCUUAGUGUGUAUGUUUGGUAUCACGGUCGAUAUGUUAGAAUCAUGGUAAUUCCCCAUGAUUUUCCAAAAGCUACACUCUGUUUGUAGCUUCUGUCACCCGUGAUUCUGGCAUACCCACCGUAAUACCAACUAUAGGAUUAAUAUCUUUUGUUAUUACCCUAUCCCAAACUUGAGAGGGAUGUGGGCUUUGGACUUGUUAGAUAGAGCACUUCGUUUACACACGCUAGUUUAUUUCUAUUUUAUUUGUUUGCUAUGAGAAUGAGAUACCAAGUUUCUAUUGCAUCA